AUGGUGGGUAACGUGGCGGUCGGCAGCGACCACCCCAUCCGCGUGCAGACCAUGACCACCUCCGACACCAAGAACGUGCAGGCCACUGUCGAGGAGGUGAUGCGCAUCGCGGAUCGCGGCGCGGAGAUCUGCCGCAUCACGGUGCAGGGUCGCAAGGAGGCGGAGGCGUGCGAGCAGAUCAAGAACAAGCUGGUGCAGGCCAAAGAACUCGUUACGCACAUGCCCUCAUCGUUCCUCCCUUGUGCGCCUGCCCUCCUCUGUCUCCCCGUGCGCAUGCCCUCCUCUGUCUCCCCGUGCGCAUGCCCUCCUCUGUCUCCCCGUGCGCCUGCCCUCCUCUGUCUCCCCGUGCGCCUGCCCUCCUCUGUCUCGCCGUGCGCCUGCCCUCCUCUGUCUCCCCGUGCGCCUGCCCUCCUCUGUCUCCCCGUGCGCCUGCCUCCCCGUGCGCAUGCCCUCCUCUGUCUCCCCGUGCGCCUGCCCUCCUCUGUCUCCCCGUGCGCCUGCCCUCAUCUGUCUCCCCGUGCGUCUGCCCUCCUCUGUCUCCCCGUGCGUCUGCCCUCCUCUGUCUCCCCGUGCGUCUGCCCUCCUCUGUCUCCCCGUGCGUCUGCCCUCCUCUGUCUCCCCGUGCGCCUGCCCUCCUCUGUCUCCCCGUGCGCCUGCCCUCCUCUGUCUCCCCGUGCGCCUGCCCUCCUCUGUCUCCCCGUGCGUCUGCCCUCCUCUGUCUCCCCGUGCGUCUGCCCUCCUCUGUCUCCCCGUGCGCCUGCCCUCCUCUGUCUCCCCGUGCGUCUGCCCUCCUCUGUCUCCCCCCUCUCCCCACGCCACCUCCUUCAUCCCCUCCACCACUUUCCCCCCCUCCCCUUUUCCCCGCAACCCCUCCGCAGCUACAAUAUUCCGCUGGUGGCGGACAUUCACUUUGCGCCCACCAUCGCGCUGCGCGUCGCGGACUGUUUCGACAAGAUCCGCAUCAACCCCGGCAAUUACGCGGACACGCGCGCGGUGUUCAAGACGGUGGAGUACACGGACGAGAGCUACCAGCAGGAGCUGGAGCACAUUGACGAGAGUCGACUGUACGGAGGACGCAUGAGAGAUGGCGAGAGAUCAGAGCAGAACACGGAUGAGAGCCACUGGCAUGAGCUGGCGCACAUAGAUGCGGCGAGGCGAGCAGAGGCGAAGAGGGCGAGCGGGUCCAACGGGAACAUAGAUGAGAGCUGCCGGCUGAAGCUGACGUGCAUAGAUGAGGUGCGGCGAGCAGAGGCAGAGGAAAGCGGGGGGAUUUCUUGUGUGAGGAGGAUAGGACGCAUGCGAGGUGGGUGGGAGCGAACGACCAGAGCAUGCGAGGUGGGUGGGAGCGACCAGAGCAUGGGGGUGGUUGGGGCUGAUGGCCGAGGUGUUUUCCAACCUGGUGCUCAAGUGCAAGCUACUGUGCUGUGCAGCAUUGCCAUCACAUCACAUGACACAUGCACUGCUCCUCAUCUGCUCAUCUCUUCGUUUGUUCAUCUGCAUUUGCACUGGGUGUUCUCCAAGCUAGUGCUCAAGUGCAAGCAGCUGGGGCGCGCCAUGCGCAUCGGCACCAACCACGGCAGCCUCUCCGACCGCAUCAUGAGCUACUAUGGCGACUCGCCACGUGGCAUGGUGGAGUCCGCGCUGGAAUUCGCGCGCAUCUGUCGCAAGCACGACUACCACAACUUCGUGUUCUCCAUGAAGGCCAGCAACCCCGUCGUCAUGGUGGCCGCCUACCGCCUGCUGGCAGCGCAGCUGAGGAGUGCGGGGCCGGACUGGAACUACCCUCUGCACCUGGGAGUGACUGAGGCCGGGGAGGGCGAGGACGGCCGCAUGAAGUCCGCCAUUGGCAUUGGCGCGCUGCUGCAGGACGGCCUAGGCGACACCAUUCGAGUGUCGCUCACGGAGGCUCCAGAGGAGGAGAUUGAGCCGUGCUCUGCUCUCGCUAACUACGGCAUGCGCGCCGCCAAGCUCGGCAAGGGUGUGGUGAGUUUCAGCAAGUGGGCCAGGCUCGUUCAUCUGCGCACGGUCAUGGAGGACUUUGAGGAGAAGCAUCGCAGCUACUUUGAGUUCUCCCGCCGAUCCGGCCAGCUGCCCCUGCAGAAGGAGAAGAAUGAUCGGCAGUUGCUGCUUCCUUCAUUUCCAUCCCUCCUUCCUCCUCUCCUCCAUUUUGCCUCUCAUCCUCACCUCCCCUCCUCUCAUCUCCUCUCGUCCUCUCCUUCUCUCCUCCGAUCCUCCUCUCCUCCCCUCCUCCCCUCCUCUCCUCCCCUCCUCCCCUCCUCUCCUCCCCUCCUCCCCUCCUCUCCUCCCCUCCUCCCCUCCUCUCCUCCCCUCCUCCCCUCCUCUCCUCCCCUCCUCUCCUCCCCUCCUCCCCUCCUCUCCUCCCCUCCUCCUCCUCCUCCUCCUCCUCUCCUCCUCUCCUCCCCUCCUCCUCCUCCUCUCCUCCCCUUCUCUCCCCUCCUUCUUCCCUCCUCUCCCCUCCUUCUUCCCUCCUCUUCCACUCCUCUCCUCCUCUCCUCGCACCAGGGAGACGCUAUUGACUUCAGGGGGAUGCUGCACCGUGAUGGAUCUGUGCUCAUGUCCGUUGAUGCUGCCAUGCUCAAGCGUAAACCUCCAAUUUCCUCGUCUCUCUCAACCCACCAGAACCCUGAGGCUCUGUACCGUGCUCUGGCGUGCAAGAUGGCUGUCGGCAUGCCCUUCAAGGUGCACACCUCCCCACCUCCCCUUCCCCCUCCUGCACUCACUUCCUCUCGCACUCACUCCUCUCACCGCUCUCCCUCUUCCACUGCCUCCCAUUCCAGCCACUCCUCCCCACUCCCACCCCUCUCUGUCUUCUGUCACACCCCGUCAGUUCCCCACACUCCCCCAGCAUUCUUGCAAGUGUGUUCUCUUCUCGUCCACUAUAGAUCUCUACCUUUCUACCUCCCUUCCACUUCCUCGUUUGGGCACAUAUUGUCUGCUCAUUCUGUGCUUCCCUGCACCACUCUCUACCCCUCUGGACAGCUCUCUCCCCUUCUACCAACCGUAUCUUGUCUAAGCACCGCUCCCAUCCCCUCUGCACCUCUCUCCACCCAUCCCCCCUUUUCUAUGACCACAUUGAAGGCAUUGCAUUCCCUUUUUCUCCUCAGCGUCUCUCUCCACCACUCUACACCUCUCUCCAUCCCUUGUCCCUUGCUUCAGGAUCUGGCGACAGUGGACAGCAUUCUUCUCCGCCAGGCCCCAGCUGCUGACGACAAGGAAGCUUCCAAGCCUUUGAGUGGCAGUGAUGAGAGCCGUUGCAAGUGCGUGUCAUAUGAGGGCAGUCCAGCCAACGUGCUGGCUGCUGCCGUGCCGUCGUCUGGCGCUGAGGCGACUGCAGGAGGUGGGCGUGGCCGUGUUGGUGCCGGUGGAAGCCCUCACAGCCACCCCACUCUUCCCCUGCCCCGCUUACCUCCCCCUCCCACUUCCCAUGCCACUCUCUGCAUUCCCUCCUAUCAGCGUCUGGCGCUGAGGCGGCUGCAGGAGGUGGGCGUGGGUGUGCUGGUGCCGGUGGAGGCCCUUGCAGCCGCGCCUCUCCCCAAUGCCGUGGCACUGCUCUCCCUGGAGCAAGCCAAGCUGGGCGUGCACAAGCACCUGCCGCAAGGUGGGUGGUGUUGUUUGCAUGUAUGUGUGCACCGGAGUGCGCUUGCUGCAUCUCCUCCUGCUAGCUCAGUAGCAGCCGCGCCUCUCCACAACGCCGUGGCACUGCUCUCCCUGGAGCAGGCCAAUCUGGGCGUGCACAAGCACCUGCCUCAAGGAGCGGCGCGCUUUGCAGUGAGUGUGAGGGGCGAUGAGAGCGAGGAGGACCUGAAGGCAUUGGUGGGGCUGGACGCGGUGAUGCUGCUGGCACACGUGCCGCCGCAGGCAGAGGACAGCACCGUCAGCCGCGUGCACAGCAGCCGCAGGCUCUUUGAGUUCCUGCAGUCCAAUAACAUCACGACACCUGUCAUCCACCACAUCAGCUUCCCCGAGGGCACGUCCAAGUACGUUACCUCCACCUCUGCCUCGCUCCACCUCUGCCUCGCUCCACCUCUGCCUCGCUCCACCUCUGCCUCGCUCCACCUCUGCCUCGCUCCACCUCUGCCUCGCCAGCCACGGGUAGAAGGACGGUCUGGUGCUGCAGUCAGUGGCGAGUAUGUUCUGAGUCGACUUGAAACACACCUGCUCACUCUUGGUCCUUGCUUACGUGUCUCUCCUUCCCCUCCUCCCCCCCUUCCACUCCUGCACCUGCCGUGCUCUCCUCCUGCAGGGACGAUCUGGUGCUGCAGUCAGGUGCCGAGGCCGGUGGACGGGCUGGGAGACGGAGUGCUGCUGGAGGCGCCAAGCCACGACAUGGAGUUCCUGCGCAACACGUCCUUUGGCAUGCUGCAGGGCUGCCGCAUGAGGAACACCAAGACGGAGUUCGUCUCGUGCCCAUCAUGCGGCCGCACGCUCUUUGACCUGCAGGAGGUGACGGCCUCCAUCCGCGAGCGCACCUCCCACCUCCCUGGCGUUGCUAUUGCCAUCAUGGGGUGCAUUGUGAAUGGGCCGGGUGAGAUGGCGGAUGCUGACUUUGGCUACGUGGGCGGGGCGCCGGGCAAGAUCGACCUCUAUGUCGGCAAGGAGGUGGUACAGCGCGCCAUCCCCAUGGAGGAGGCGACAGACGCGCUGGUGAAGCUGAUCAAGGACCACGGCCGCUGGGUGGAGCCGGCUCAGGAGGAGGAGGCGGCGCAGGCCGUGGCGGCUUGA
Closterium sp. NIES-65 is the source of this 4743-nucleotide messenger RNA. NCBI's taxonomy places the organism in Eukaryota, Viridiplantae, Streptophyta, Zygnematophyceae, Desmidiales, Closteriaceae. The record is from the annotation of a GenBank genome assembly.